AUGGCUGAUAGUAAUUCACUGCGCUCGGGCAUCUCAAGGACUGCGGAGUAUACGCCCCAGCCACUUGAAAUACGUACUCUAGAUGAGGAUUGGACUGGUCUAGCUGACUCGGCACAUCGGCGGAAAUUGCAAAAUCGCUUGAACCAGAGGCUCUACCGGAGACGAAGGCGUGCGAAGCCAGGCCCAGACUCUUCAGAAUCAGACACAUGCGCCACGAUCGGCACGUUGGGUCCAUCAGAGGGGCUCCCCUUGACCACAGCGGAACAACAUGAGAUGAGUGAGCAGGGCCUCACAUAUGCGGGAGUUAGGGAAAAGAUACUGCAAGAUGACAUUCAACCAUCCGAGAAGGCCUGCUCCAAUGACAAAACCAAAACCAAAACCAAGCCCAAAUCCCUUCAUGCAAUGAGCCAAAUAGAGAUUCGCCAACUCAUGGCUGAGUACGAAGUAUCCGCCCAUCAGGCCUUCAUACAAUGCUCUCCAAGAACCGAUCAACUCCUAACCCUGAUCCAAUUCAAUGUCUUCCGAGCGCUGGUGGAAAAUACCACCACGAUAAAUUUUACUAUGGACUGGCUCGAGGAAGAUUCCAUCUCCCCGUGGUGCAGACCCGAUGCGCUUGAUGAGUCCCGGGUCCAAUUAUGUCCGGUCGAUCUUCAACCCACCCAAUUGCAGCGAGAAGUCUCCCAUCAUCCGUGGAUUGACCUGUUUCCGAUUCCGCAGAUGAGAGAUAAUUUACUGCGGCACUACGAUGAUUUUGAUGAAGGUGCUCUUUGUAAUGACCUGGUUGAUUUCUAUGAGGUUUCAAAUGAUCAGACUGGUCUCAUUGUUUGGAGGAGGCCGUGGCAGCCGGCGGGGUGGGAGGUUAGUGAGACGUUCUUGAGGAAGUGGAGGUGGGUUGUUGAAGGCUGUGAUGGGUUGUUCGAGUCAACUAAUUACUGGCGUGCGAUGCGUGGAGAAGAUCCACUGGUAUUUAACACUUAG
Penicillium nucicola is the source of this 978-nucleotide messenger RNA. RefSeq names its product DUF3425 domain-containing protein. The record is from RefSeq and is a predicted model, not a curated record. The coding region runs from base 1 to 978 and encodes 325 amino acids. NCBI's taxonomy places the organism in Eukaryota, Fungi, Ascomycota, Eurotiomycetes, Eurotiales, Aspergillaceae. The transcript is spliced from 2 exons.